This is a messenger RNA of Glossina fuscipes, 4356 nucleotides long. It is a transcript of the gene l(2)gl, whose product is annotated as lethal(2) giant larvae protein. Gene Ontology annotation, cellular component: cytoplasm; plasma membrane; cortical actin cytoskeleton. Gene Ontology annotation, molecular function: syntaxin binding; GTPase activator activity; myosin II binding. The record is from RefSeq and is a predicted model, not a curated record. The transcript is spliced from 11 exons. NCBI's taxonomy places the organism in Eukaryota, Metazoa, Arthropoda, Insecta, Diptera, Glossinidae. Gene Ontology annotation, biological process: regulation of Notch signaling pathway; establishment of spindle orientation; regulation of establishment or maintenance of cell polarity. The coding region runs from base 476 to 4003 and encodes 1175 amino acids.
AAUAUUAACCAUAAAACAUUUCGAUCUCGGACUGUUUUCUAUCUCUGUGCCUUAUAGUAAAUAUUAAAUGAACUAACUUCAGUACACGACAAAGGAUGUUAAUAAAUUUGUGGUAAUUACUUCAUAUCGCAAGAUUGCGAAAAAAAAAAAUAAAGAAAGAAAAAAAUCAUUUAAAAAACAAAACGCAACAUAGUUGAAAACGGAUUGUGGUUACUUAGCUCGGUAGUUUGUAGACGCUGUAGACGAGUUGGUGAUUAAAGAAUUAAUGGUGAUUGAAAUUAUUGUAUUUUAAUGCUUGACAAAAUAAAAAUUAAUAAAGAGAAAACGAGUGUCUUCAUAAACGUCUCCUUUUAAAUGAAAUUUUAAGGAAUUCGAUUUACCUGAACACUGCCUUUAUUUGGAUUAUAAUAGAAACUGAUUUCUGGGCUCCUUUUUAUAUUAAUUAAUUGGAAAGUAACAAACUGGACAUAAGAAAAUGUUGAAAUUUAUACGAGGAAAAGGGCAACAACCCACGGCCGAAAGACAGCGCUUGCAAAAAGAAUUAUUUGCGUACAGAAAGACUGCUCAGCAUGGUUUUCCGCAUAAACCGUCGGCAUUGGCCUUUGAUCCCAUAUCCAAAUUAAUGGCCAUCGGCACGCAAACGGGUGCUUUAAAGGUAUUUGGUCAACCAGGUGUUGAGUUUUAUGGUCAGCAUACAUUGCAAAAUAAUAUGGGAGCCGAGUUAAAUGUACAACUCAUAGAAUGGGUUUACGGUACGGGACGUUUACUUUCAUUAACGGCUGCUAAUCAGCUAAUACUCUGGGAGCCAGCUGGUACCACACUCUUAGCCGUCAAAUCUUUGGCCUUCGACAACGAACUGAAAAAAGUCUCGUCGCUCUGUUGUUCGCUAAGUACCGAUUUUGUUUGGAUUGGCACAGAGGCGGGCAAUGUGUAUCAAUUCGAUUUAAAAAAAUUCUCAGUAACUGAGACAGUUAUCUAUCAUGAUAAAGUUAUGGAACAGGUGCCUCCCACUUAUAAAUUGAAUCCCGGUGCUAUUGAAGCUAUUCGUCAAAUACCUCACGAUCGUAAUAAACUCUUAAUAGCGUACAAUCGCGGUUUGUGCGUUUUAUGGGAUCUCGAAAAUGCGAUGGUUAUGAGAGCUUAUAUUGCUCCCGGGCAUGGGCAAAGCGUGGGUCUGCAUGUCAAUGCAGCUGGGACUAAAUUUACUUGGUACCAUGCUGACGGCUCUUUCGCCACCUGGAAUGUUACUAACGGAGAUCCACCGAAGGAUGUCAACAACGUUCCGUACGGCCCUGAUCCAUGUAAAAGUAUUAAUCGUCUUUACAAGGCUAAGAGGGGAGGCAUGGAAAUGUCGAUAUUUUCAGGUGGUAUGCCUCGUUCAGCGUAUGGUGAUCGUAACUGCGUGUCGGUACAUACUAGUGACGGUCAUAGAAUUUGCUUAGACUUUACCUCUAAAGUUAUAGACUUUUUUAUAACGUAUAAAUCAGCUGAAAGUGAUCUAGCUGAUGUUUUGGUAGUGCUACUGGAGGAGGAGUUUUGUGCUUUCGAUCUCACUAAUACCAAAGUAUCACCCAUUAAAGCUCCUUAUUUGCAUUCAGUUCACGCUUCAGCAGUUACUUGCAAUUAUUUGGCUUCACAAGUAACGCAGGAAGUUUAUGACAAAAUUAUAAAAGCAGGAGAGGAGCAAGACCAACGUUACAGUUCCGUAGAAUGGCCCAUAAAUGGCGGUUUACUGAAUGAGGCAUUGGAUCAAGAAGAGAUUAAGAGUAAUGAUCAAAAUCAGCAACAGGACUAUGAAAUUCUUUUAACUGGCCAUGAAGAUGGUUCGGUUAAAUUUUGGGAUUGCACCGGUAUAGUUUUGAAACCGAUUUACAAUUUUAGAACAUCUUUGUUGUUCGGACAUGACAAUGAUGUCAUGAUGGAAAAUAUAGAAACCACUGAUCCUUCUGAGCCGCCGUUUCGGAAAGCCGGUCUUUUUGAUCCUUACUCUGAUGAUCCUCGUUUAGCUGUUAAAAAGCUAGCUUUAUGUCCAAGGACGGGUCACUUAAUUGUAGGCGGUAGUGCUGGUCAAAUGGUUGUCGCUGACUUUGUUACCGAUGAGGUUAAGAAAGCUCCACUGAGGGUAAACUCUAUGAAUUUGGUAAGCGAUCGUGAUGGGUUCGUUUGGAAAGGCCAUGAUCAAUUGAAUGUUCGCGACACACUUUUGGAAGCGGAUGCUGAACCAAUAGGGGAUGAAGGUGUUCACAUAAUGGGCGUUUUGCAAGUAUUGCCCCCAGCCAGCAUUACCUGUUUGGCUUUAGAGGCUAACUGGGGUUUAGUUGCUGGUGGCACCGCUCAUGGUUUGGUGCUGUUCGAUUUUAAAAAUUUCCUACCUGUUUAUCAUCGCUGCACUUUAAAUCCUAAUGAUCUUACGGGCUCCGGAGAACAGUUAUCGCGUCGCAAAUCGUUUAAGAAAUCACUACGUGAAUCCUUCCGUAAACUGCGCAAAGGCCGAUCAACCCGCCACAAUCCACACCAAAUGACUACACUGUUGGAAAGCCGUCCUGUGGAACGACAGGUCGAGGCGCGCUCUACAGAUGAUUGCAUGGGUUCUAUGGUGCGUUGUUUAACAUUUGCCAAAACUUAUAUAACAAACGUAAACGCAACAUCACCCACCUUGUGGUCCGGUACUAACGCCAGCACAGUUUCCGUGUUUUUAUUGCAUUUGCCACUUUCGCAGGCGUCCAGUGGAGAUAAAGCAGAUGUUGCCAACACGCCACGGCGUAUUACUGCACAACUGGCUAAAGAAAUUCAACUGAAACAUCGUGCACCUGUUGUGGGUAUAGCAGUUUUCGAUAAUACCGGCUGUUCGGUAGAUCAGAUUACAUCAGGCAAUGGAGUGGCGCCACAUCGCGUGUUAAUAGCCUCCGAGGAACAAUUCAAGAUUUUCUCGUUGCCGCAAUUGAAACCUCUGAAUAAGUAUAAGUUGACCGCCAACGAAGGUGCUCGAGUACGGCGCAUACAUUUUGCUUCAUUUAUGUGUCGUGUUGCUCCAGAAAUAAUACAAGGUGCUAUGUCGGGCGGGAGUGGUGGAAGCCCAACAAAAUCAACGCGUUCCCAGGAACACCAUGAUGCCGCUAAUACCAGCGUAGAAUCUACAACUGGGGCGGGACAAGGAGAACUUUAUCGUGAAAUGGCUUUGAUAUGUUUAACAAAUCUCGGAGAUAUUAUGGUUUUGUCCAUUCCGGAAUUGAGAAGGCAACUUAACGCAGCUGCUGUUAGACGGGAAGAUAUUAACGGCAUAUCUUCUCUAUGCUUUACCAAUUCUGGUGAAGCUCUUUACAUGAUGUCAUCCUCUGAAUUGCAACGCAUCUCUUUGGCGACUGCUAAAGUAAUUACACCUAUGGGUAGUGUAAAUGUGCAAGAUUUAAACAUCGCUGAAGAGCUUAAUGACCACGGUAAGGCCAUUGAUCAAGAAUCGCUUCACGGGAAUGAAACCAAAGGAUACCAUGAUAACAUUCGUACAACUGCCAAGCUGUCAGCUCAUGCUCCAAAUCGCAUUUCAACCACCAAAACUACUACUCAAGCAGCUAAACUGCUUGAAGUCAAUGUAGAUAAUCCCGGGCUCACCAACGGUAUCGACAAUGGUGAAAAUAGUUCACCGAAUCGAGCCAAUGACACGAUUACUAGUUCGGUAGGAGAUAUAACUGUCGAUUCGGUACGUGAUCAUUUAAAUGCCACUACCACUACCUUGUGUUCGACCACCACCGAAGAGACAGUCGGACGUCUCUCGGUAUUGAGUACGCAAACAAAUCAAACCUUGACCAGUGUUAAUAUGAAGGACGUUACCGAUGUAAAUAUAUCGAAUUUAAUGGAUUUGGCACCACUGAGCAAUACCACCGAAACUAAUACAAGUUCGGUUGUGAUUAAAUCAGUUAUCACUAGUAUUUCACAUGAAAAAACUAAUGGUGAAACUGAAGUAGUCACCACCAAGACCACCACACAUGAAGAAAGUCAAUUUUAAUAGAGGUUUUCCUAUAUCAUUUAAAGCAACAACAUUUUUCGAUUUUUCUUUUUGUUUUCAAUCUACACUUCUAAGGCAUACACUAAACCCAUUUCUUAAAUGAUUUGCAUAUUCGUAAGUAAGUUUUGUAAACUUGUCGAAUCGGUUUGCAUGUUUUCCAUUUUAUUAAAUUUUAUGUACGUAAAUAUGUGACUGUCGCUUGCGUCAUACUUUUAAACCGCAUUUGUUGCAGUUUAUUAUCAUCUUUAUUAGUAUUACCAAUUGACUCAUGUAUUGAUGAAAUGAUUUUAAUGAUACCAUUUCCUUGGUAUUACUCUAAUUAGCAAUUAUUAUUAAAAAAAAAAAAAAAAAAA